This is a messenger RNA of Syzygium oleosum, 1360 nucleotides long. RefSeq lists its product as uncharacterized. The record is from RefSeq and is a predicted model, not a curated record. Bases 520 to 1194 code for a protein of 224 amino acids. Lineage: Eukaryota; Viridiplantae; Streptophyta; Magnoliopsida; Myrtales; Myrtaceae. The transcript is spliced from 3 exons.
UUUACCUGCACUACUGCGGAAGAACAACCAAAACACACACUCUCUCUCUCUUUCUCUCUCUCUUUCUCUGCCGCCUCCGCCUCUCCCAAGAGCCCCGCCGGUCGCUCCGAGCUCAGAUCUGCGCCCAAGAGGGAGAGCCCCGCGUCGCUGCGAGCUCGAAUCUGCAUCUGGCACGUCGCCUCCCCCAAGAGCCCCUCCGUCUCGGCUGCUGGAUCCCAAGCCCCUCCGCCUUCGCCGAGCUCAGAUCUGCGCUCAAGAGGGAGAGCCCACGUCGCUCCGAGCUCAGAUCUGCGCCUGGCACGUCGCCUCCCCCAAGUGCCCCUCCGUCGCGGCUGCUGGACUCCGAGCCCCUCCGCCUCCGCCGAGCUCAGGUCUGCGCCCAAGAGGGAGAGCCCCGCGUCGCUCCGAGCUCAGAUCUGCGUCUGGCACGUCGCCUCCCCCAAGAGCCCCUCCGUCGCGGCUGCGCAGAUCUGUUGGGAUGGAAGGCUUUGGUGGAAGAUUUUUGCCGCGGCACAGAGGAUGUUGCUGCCGAUGCUCUCCAUCACUGAAAACUUCACUUGGCGAGCUCACACUCUCGGACUUCGCCGCGAAAGAAUCCGCGAGAUGGUUUCGUCGAGCGCUUUGAUGGCGUCCCUGAAAGCUCCGCUCGUGUCGGCCUGCGCGAUGUCCAUCGCCGUUGCCGCUCUCGGGGCUGCUGUUCCAUCUAUCCCCGGCCCUCUGGGUCCUCGGCUGCCUCCCGCGCUGGGCUCACUCCUCUCGUGGUUCAGGCCUUCGUACCCCUUUCGUCGUCGUCAAUGGCAUCAUCGCCGCCACCUCCAGGUGCUUCCGCCGCGCACAGCCGGAGAGGAUCGCGAUUGUGGUCGCAGAGGAGAUAAGAGGUCGUGGAGGCGACGCUGGCCGCGGAGGCGGCGUUCGAUGAGCUUCAGGAUUUUGAGGAGAAGAGGGUGGUGGUGGUGGUGGUGGUGGGGAAUGGCGGGGGUGUCCGGCGGCGGAGAUGGAUAUAAUUGUGACUGCGAAGGGGAGAGGAAGGUGGCGUUCGGGAGGUCCGCUUCGGCACGGUGGAGGCGAGUGGACUUGUCGGAGAAAGCUCUGGUUUCGCCGGAGAGCCGCCGACGGCGACCACCUGCAAGUAAGAAGGGCGAAGUGAGGCGUUAUGAAUUUCGAAAUUCGCAUCACGUACGAGCAAGAAAGUGACCAGGAUGACGGGGACGGUGUCUUUUGAUAUUUCGGUCAACGGAUUCAUGAAAUCAAGUCAACAUAUUCACAUAAUAUCGCUUUUUUUUCAUGAGAUUUAAUUUUUUGAUGCCAUUCGUCAGUUGAAGUUGAAUGCGCAAAAUCUUAAGAGGUUUACGGUGUUAAA